AUUUAAAUCAUCAUCAUCCAAGUCAUCACACCCGUAUGGUAGUUGGGAGACCGUGGAGAAGGAAGAACCUGAGCCCACAUAUGAAUACGAAGCUCCUGUAUUUGUUAAGGAAGUUCCUCCCAAGAUUGAAUUCGAGGAAAAAACUGUUGUUGCCGCUUCCGAUGAUGCCGUUUUCGAAGUUGUUGCCUUUAAAAAAAGAAAAACAAAUGUUAAAAAAAGUCGGAACAUGCGAAAAAAAGAUGAUUCUUAGUUUUAAUUUGCGCGAAACUUUAUUUUGAAUUUUUGACAAUAUUGUUACUGAGGUGCUUGCAAAUAACUAAGACCAUAAAAAAGCCAGUUCCAUAUUUUCGCCAAACCUAGAGUGGCAGGGUUGGCAGGCUCACUCUGAAGUUUUCCACAACGGAAUAACUAAUAAAUAUAAAUAUUACAGCCAUUUAGUUAAUGUUUCAAAGAAAUGCAUGGUUAACUAUUCCUUAUUCUCAUGUUUUAAAAGUUUUAGGGAUAUUUAAUCUUACAAUUUUAGAAAGUACAUCUAACUCCCUGGUUGAAAUGUUUACUGAUUAAUGCAGUGCAAAAAUCUGCUUUCCCUGCCACACCAGGCUUGGGUUUAUAAGGACCCUUGGUAGGACAUAAAGCACUGGCGUUGGAUGUUUUGUAUUUAGUUUCAUCUCAUUUAGUAACAUCAUGCUUUUUAUUAUUUUAGAAUAUUGCAUUUAGUGAUGGGCAGUGAGUUAAAAGUUAAGUUUACUCCCAGUUCGUGGGAAAAGUUAAAAUUAUUUGCUUUAAAUGAAGAACUGCCAGCUGAAGUAAAGAAUGAAAUAAAUUGUGAAGAAAAUUUUCAACUUUCAAUCAAGACAGUGAUACAGUUUUCUCGUUGGAAAUGCAAGAAUCAAUCAUUAAAACCAUGUUUAUCAGAAAUAUUCUGUAAUAGUGAUCUUAUUUUACCUGAACUGGAAAAACCGCCUUCAAAUCCGGAGUUGGAAAAAAGAUUAAAAAAACUGCGCGCUGCUGAAGAAAAUUAUCGAUACAAAAACAUGGUGUCUAACAUUACCACACCCACUGGGUUAAAAAGUGGCUCAAAAGCCCCCGUUAUUAGUGGUCUCAACUUUGCUGUGACCAUGAUUGCCACUGUAUUUGCUACAACUUUCAUUCUAAAGUCGCUUGUGCCAAACUUAAUGUUAAGAGUUGGUAUUGGCGUUGCAGCAGCCACUGUGUUGUUGUGUAUUGAGAUAUUCCUUGCAAUACGUGGAAUGGAAAAGUCAGAACUUGAACUAAAAGAACAUAAACAGAAUUUAGAAAUUCGUAAAUCUAAAUGAGAAAUUGUUAAAAAUCUUCUGACAUCUGGUUUCUAAUGUAACCAAUAGUAUAUUCUUUUUUGUUGGCAAUGUUGCACAAAAGCUAAUUUGGAACUUAAAACUUCUGUUUUGUCAACAUGAUAAAAACAUAGUUUUGUCUGCAUAGUUUCUAUUUAAAUGAAAGACUGGUGAUACCUUUCAAUGCGAAAUAUAUCUCUCGUAGUCAUAGUACAGUUUGUCAAACUCAAUUUUUGUGUCUGUAUUUUGUAGCAUUUAAUACUGAACUUCGUUAGGUUAUCAAUUAAACCUGUGCCAUUGGUGCAAUUGUUAUGAAAUCUUGUUGUUCAAUGAAAACUCAGUAUUUGUGCAGUUUUUUUUUUUUUUUCUACUUCUACUUAUAUUUCAGUUACCAUUACUAUGAAUGCGGUAAAUUAAAAUAUAUAUUCAACAAUUGCACUGUGAGUAUCUCAAAACGUACUUGCUAAAAACCUUAACGGCACUAAACAAUAUUUUACAGUGAAGAAUCAAAAAUGAUACAAAAAGUGCAAAACUAUAAUGUCUAAUUCCAGUGAUUAUUUGUAAAAAUAUAUCAUGUUAUAAA
Molecule: messenger RNA, 1896 nt
Organism: Ciona intestinalis (vase tunicate)
Lineage: Eukaryota; Metazoa; Chordata; Ascidiacea; Phlebobranchia; Cionidae
Source: RefSeq, a predicted model, not a curated record